Messenger RNA from Bicyclus anynana (squinting bush brown), 1971 nucleotides. It is a transcript of the gene Nop56, whose product is annotated as nucleolar protein 56. The transcript is spliced from 8 exons. Lineage: Eukaryota; Metazoa; Arthropoda; Insecta; Lepidoptera; Nymphalidae. The record is from RefSeq and is a predicted model, not a curated record. Bases 159 to 1547 code for a protein of 462 amino acids. Gene Ontology annotation, cellular component: box C/D methylation guide snoRNP complex; small-subunit processome. Gene Ontology annotation, molecular function: snoRNA binding.
AACAACGCUUCACGUUUCCCGUCAGCGUCACUUUUGUGUUCAUGUGUUGUGCUGUUUGAUUUCUGCGGAUGGCGAUAAAAAUAUACACGUGCUACAAGAAAUAAAAAUACAAACACAUCAUUAAAGUAAAAAAUGCAAUCUACUUCUGAUUACUAAUUAUGAGUAAGUUAUUUGUGCUCUAUGAGCACAGUGCAGGGUUCGCCCUGUUCCGUGUGUCAGAGUUUGAGGAGCUGGCAGCGUUUCUGCCUCAGGUGGAAGAGUCUGUCACCGACCUGCAGAGAUUCAACUCUGUGGUCACCUUGAUCUCAUUCCAGCCAUUCAAGUCUGCCGUGCUCGCUUUGGAAAACAUUAAUGCUAUUUCUGAAGGUAUCCUACCAGAAGACCUGAACUUAUUCCUGGAGGGAGCACUGCCUAAACGCAAGAAACGGAACAAAUGCACCCUGGGAGUGUUGGACCCCAAGCUGGGAGCGGCCAUCAGUGAGGCGUUGGAGAUACCAUGCUCACACACUGGUGUGGUUCCAGAAGUGCUGAGAGGUAUAAGGCACCACUUCCACUCGCUCAUCAAAGGGCUGACCCUCAAAGCCUGCAGCGUGGCUCAGCUUGGCCUGGGUCACUCGUACUCCCGCGCCCGCGUCAAGUUCAACGUGCACCGCGUGGACAACAUGAUCAUCCAGUCCAUCGCGCUGCUGGACCAGCUCGACAAGGACAUCAACACCUUCUCCAUGAGGAUCCGAGAAUGGUACUCCUACCACUUCCCAGAGCUGGUGAGCAUUGUCCCCGACAACCACCUGUACGCCAAAUGCGCGGAGUACAUCAAAGACCGCAAGUCCCUCACCGCAGAGUCCCUGGAGCCUCUCACUGAGAUCAUCGGGGACUCGGAGAAGGCCCAGGCGGUCCUCGAUGCCUCUAAGAUGUCCAUGGGAAUGGAUAUUUCUCCCGUUGAUCUGAUCAACAUACAGAUGUUUGCUGUUCGAGUUGUAGCAUUGGGUACUUACAGGAAGCAAAUAUCCCACUACCUGCACACCAAGAUGAGCUCCGUAGCGCCAAAUCUCACCACGCUGGUGGGCGACCAGGUGGGCGCGCGACUCAUCUCCAAGGCGGGCUCGCUGACCAGCCUGGCCAAGUACCCCGCCUCCACGCUGCAGAUACUCGGCGCUGAGAAGGCGCUGUUCCGCGCACUGAAGACGCGCUCCAAGACGCCCAAGUACGGUCUGCUGUACCACUCCACGUUCAUCGGGCGCGCCGGUCUCAAGAACAAGGGCCGCAUCAGCCGGUACCUGGCCAACAAGUGCAGCAUUGCUUCCAGGAUCGACUGCUUCUCCGAGAACCAAACAACAAUAUUUGGUGAGAAGCUCCGUCAGCAAGUCGAAGACAGGCUCAAGUUCUACGAGACGGGCGACAUUCCCGCCAAAAACAUUGACGUGAUGAAGCAGGCCAUAGACGAAGUGGCCCUGGCGUCACAAGAACAGGUAGAUGACGAGGAACCCAAGAAGAAGAAGAAAAAGAAGAAGAAGAACAAACAAGAAGUUGAAGCUAUGGAGGAGUGAAGAAAUAUUUAAUAUGUCUAAAGUAUUUUUAUCUGGCAAUUUGUGCGUGUUUUCAAUGUUUUUUUUUUUUUUUUACCUAGAUAAUUAUUAUUUUACACAUUAUUGUAAUGGUAAUUAAUAUUGUAAUUAAGAACAUAUACUUAAAAAACUAUGAAAAUUGCAAUUAUUUUUCGAUGUGAAGACAUUUAUUUCAUUGCGUAGACAGAAAAAUAAAUAGACUUAAUAAAUGCAUUUCGAUUCUUAUUUGUUUCUCUGUCUACAGCGUACAUACUCCACAAGCGCUAUGUGUUGCCAUUUAAAAAUAAUUUACAUGUGUUAUAUUGAAUAUAUAUUUACGACUUCGUACAAAGUUCAUAAUUUUUAUGAAGAUACUUGUAGGAAUAAUUGUGUCUAAUGAAUAUUAAAUAUUUUAUAUUUGAAAUAA